GACUUGGCUGUGUGUGUGUUUGCAUGUGUGUGUGUGUGUGUGUGUGUAGGGGUCUUCUGGCCCUUCCUCCACUGAACCCCACACACCACAGACCACAGUGAACCAGCAGAUGAACAGCAGCACCUCUCUGCACGGCUUCAUAAUCCAUUUACAGGAGGGCAAGAUGAAGUUGUUGAUCUGGCUCAGUAUUCUCCUCUGCCUCUUUGCCUGUCAUUUCACAGAGGCCAGAGUCAUCCCAGAAGGAGUGCCAUAUGAUGAACCACCAGCUGUUCCCUACUGGCCUUACUCCACCUCUGACUUCUGGAACUACGUGGAAUACUUCAAAUCAAUUGGUGCCUACAACCACAUCAAUGAGAUGGCCCGGGCCUUCUUUGCCCACCAGCCCCUCGGAGAUACCCUGGGAUAUGAGACCAAUGCAGGACACGAACACUGAGGGGGGUGGCAGGAGCCUGGAGGGGGAGAAAGGGUAGAAAGGGACCUAUUACAUCCAAAGUAACUAUACAGGAAUGCAUUUCUUACUUUGAUGGAAAGGAAAUAUGAGGAGAGAAGGAAAAUAAAUAAAAUAUGCACAAGAAAUAUAUAAAAUAAAUGGGGUCAUGGAAAAGAGCAGCAAAUACAAAAUGACCCCCCCUUAGAAGUUUAACACUUUGUGUGUUACUAUAGCAUAAAGGUAGAAUUCAGAGUUAGAGGAAGUAGAACUUAUGUAGGAUUGUAUAACCUCUUCAUGUAAUAUACCACAAAUAAACAUGUUUCAAAUACCUAA
This is a messenger RNA of Lates calcarifer (barramundi perch), 763 nucleotides long. Its product is annotated as otospiralin. Lineage: Eukaryota; Metazoa; Chordata; Actinopteri; Centropomidae. The record is from RefSeq and is a predicted model, not a curated record. Gene Ontology annotation, biological process: sensory perception of sound. The transcript is spliced from 4 exons. The coding region runs from base 110 to 433 and encodes 107 amino acids.